Molecule: messenger RNA, 1310 nt
Organism: Ornithodoros turicata
Lineage: Eukaryota; Metazoa; Arthropoda; Arachnida; Ixodida; Argasidae
Gene: Drgx
Product: retinal homeobox protein Rx1-like
Exons: 6
Coding region: 6-1181 (391 amino acids)
Biological process (GO): regulation of transcription by RNA polymerase II
Molecular function (GO): DNA-binding transcription factor activity, RNA polymerase II-specific; RNA polymerase II transcription regulatory region sequence-specific DNA binding
Source: RefSeq, a predicted model, not a curated record
UCGGAAUGUUUUGCUAUCACUGUCCAAUCAGCAGCCUCGGCCCCAGGCCUCCUCCACUGCCUUUCUCUGUUUACUCUCCGGGAUCCCCAUAUGGUAGCUACGGAUACCAGACGGAACUUCACGAAGACGCCUUCGUGCGGAGAAAGCAGCGAAGGAACAGGACCACGUUCACUGUUCAACAGUUGGAGGAGCUGGAAAAGGCUUUUGCUCAGACACACUACCCCGACGUGUUCACCCGCGAGGACCUCGCCAUGAAGAUUAACCUCACAGAAGCAAGGGUACAGGUUUGGUUCCAAAACCGUCGCGCCAAAUGGCGAAAGGCGGAAAGACUCCGCAAAGAGCGCGAAGACAAGGAACGCGGACCAGAAGGGGGGACAUCGGCAAACGACGUCCCCCACGAUGGGUCAGACCUUCCUGACGACCUCAAGAAGCAAGGAGGGCCUCUGGGAUCCCCCACCCUCAUCACGGACGACGAUGAGUCUCAAACGUCACCGUCGCCGGCCAACGCAAGUACGGGCUUAACGUCGUCGUCCAAGACGUCAGAGCCUGCGGAGGAAGGACACGUCGGUCGACCGCCUCCGCUGCCGAUGUUGCCUCCACCGUCCCUUCCGGUGACGUCAUCAGACAACCCAUUCUUGAAGGAGGCGCUGUCGUCUUUCGCGGCCGCUGCUGCGGCUGCUGCGUCACUUCCGCUGCGUGCUGCUCAUCAUCACCAUCAUCCCCUAUUCUCUGCCUUUGGGGACUCGAGUGGCCAGCACUGUGAUUCCUUGUUGGGUGGUUCUGCGCAUGCUCGCUUCCCACUACCUCCCAUGUACUUCCCUCCCCACUUGUCGAGUCAGUUCGGGCCAUCUCAGACGGGAUUCCCCUUCAAAUCUCUUCAUCCCCUGUGCGCCUGCUGCAUCUCAAAACCCCCUUCGUCGCAGCCCCCUUCUUCGGCGAGCGGAGAGGAACCCCGAGAGAACUCUUCGACGCCCACCACAACCCUCGGAAGCUCAGCUAGCAACGACGCCUCGCCGCCUUCUUCAGCUCCAGCAGCAUCGUCAUCGUCCAAAGAAACUUCAAACAGCGUGUCCGAACUGCGACGGAAGGCGCGAGAACAUUCUCAAGCUGUCCUAUCGGCGUCCGCCAUACUGGGCACGUCACAAACGCCGCCGCUUCCGAAUGUAGCCGACGACACCUAGCGACGACUUCUGUUAUGAGAUGUAACAUUGUGUGCAAUGUUUUGUCUAAUUGGGACGCCAAGCAACAUGUUUUUUUUUCUUCUUCUUUCUUUUGUUUACUUGUCGGGAGGGACUAGGGGUAGUAAGUCU